GAAUAUUCUUGCAAGAUGUCAGCACUGAGGAUUUGGGUAGCCCAAGCUUUGCUCAUUUUCCUCACCACUGAAUCAAUAGGUCAGGUUUUGGAACCGUGUGGUUUUAUCUACCCUGCGUUUCCGGUCGUACAGCGUGGCUCUGACUUCACUGCCAUCUGUGUGCUGAAGGAAAAGUGUCUCCAGCAGUAUGAAGUAAAUGCUAGCUACAUCGUGUGGAAGACAAACCAUGUUGCUGUUCCCAAGGAGCAGGUCACCGUCGUCAACAGAACCACGUCCAGUGUCACGUUCACAGACAUAGCCCUCCAGGCUGUCCAGCUCACCUGCAACGUCCUGUCGUUUGGGCAGAUCGAGCAGAACGUGUAUGGAGUCACCAUCCUCUCGGGCUUUCCCCCAGAUAUACCCACAAAUCUGAGUUGCAUUGUGAACGAGGGGAAGAACAUGAUGUGUCAGUGGGACCCAGGAAGAGAGACAUACCUUGAGACAACCUACACUUUGAAAUCAGAGUGGGCAACAGAUACGUUUCCUGAUUGUCAAACGAAAUACAACACGUCCUGCACUGUCAGCUACACUCCUAUCUAUUUUGUCUACAUUGAAGUCUGGGUGGAAGCUGAAAAUGCCCUUGGCAAAGUCUCCUCAGAAUCCAUCAAUUUUGACCCUGUGGAUAAAGUGAAACCCAACCCACCACAUGACUUAUCAGUGACCAACUCAGAGGAAUUAUCCAGUAUAUUAAAGUUAACAUGGGUCAACUCAGGCUUUGGUGGUAUCGUAAGUCUGAAGUUCGACAUUCAGUAUAGGGCCAAAGAUGCCUCAACCUGGGUCCAGGUCCCUCUUGAAGACACAGUGUCUCCCCGGACUUCCUUCACGGUGCAAGGCCUUCAGCCCUUCACAGAGUACGUGUUUAGGGUCCGCACCAUCAAGGAGGACAGCAGGGGCUACUGGAGCGACUGGAGUGCAGAAGCACGCGGAGUCACGUAUGAAGACAGACCAUCCAAACCACCAAGUUUCUGGUAUAAGAUAAAUCCAUCCCAUACUCAAGAGUCUAGAUCUGCACGGCUCAUAUGGAAGGCGUUACCUGUUUCUGAAGCCAAUGGAAACAUCCUGGAUUAUGAAGUGAUUCUUACACAGUGGAAAUCACUCCCACAGAAUUACACAGUUAAUGGUACAGAACUGACAGUAAAUCUCACCAACAAUCGCUACAUAGCAUCUCUAACAGCCAGGACUAAGAUUGGCAAAUCAGAUGCAACUGUCCUCACCAUCCCCAGAUCCCACUUCAAAGCUUCUCACCCUGUAGUGGAUCUUAAAGCAUUCCCAAAAGGGAACGAGCUCUGCAUAGAAUGGACUCCUCCGCCUAAGUCUGUGGUCAAAUACAUCGUUGAGUGGUGUGUGCUGUCAGACACGUCACCCUGUGUCCUGGACUGGCAGCAAGAAGAUGGCCCCAGGAACAAAACCUGCUUACGAGGCAAGCUGCUGGAGAGUAAGUGCUAUCUAAUCACAGUGACCCCCGUGUUCAUCGGUGAGCCGGGACGGCCGGAGGCCAUAAAGGCAUACCUCAAACAAGCCGCUCCUUCUAGAGGGCCGACUGUCCGCACGAAGAAAGUGGGGAAAAGCGAAGCUGUCUUAGAGUGGGACCAACUUCCUGUUGAUGUCCAGAAUGGAUUCAUUAGGAACUACUCGAUAUCUUACAGAACCAUUGAUGGGAAUGCAAUGGUUGUGAAUGUGGACUCAUCCCACACACAGUACACCUUGUCCUCUUUGAGCAGCGACACGCUGUACAUGGUCCAAAUGGCAGCGUACACAGACGAAGGCGGGAAAAAUGGCCCGGAGUUCACUUUCACAACAUCAAAGUUUGCUCAAGGAGAAAUAGAAGCCAUAGUCGUGCCUGUGUGCUUAGCGUUCCUCUUGACAACUCUGCUGGGAGUCUUGUUCUGCUUUAACAAGCGAGACCUAAUUAAAAAACAUAUCUGGCCUAAUGUUCCAGAUCCUUCGAAGAGUCAUAUUGCCCAAUGGUCACCUCACACUCCCCCAAGGCACAAUUUUAACUCCAAAGAUCAACUGUAUUCAGACGGCAAUUUCACUGACGUAAGUGUUGUGGAAAUAGAAGCAAACAACAAGAAGCCUUGUCCAGAUGACCUGAAGUCGCUGGACCUGUUCAAGAAGGAGAAAAUAAGUACGGAAGGCCACAGCAGUGGCAUCGGGGGGUCUUCAUGCAUGUCAUCUUCCAGGCCCAGCAUCUCUAGCAACGAGGAGGCCGAGUGUGCGCAGAGCACGGCCAGCACUGUGCAGUACUCCACGGUGGUGCACAGCGGCUACAGGCACCAGGUCCCGGCAGUGCAGGUGUUCUCCAGGUCUGAGUCCACCCAGCCCCUGCUGGACUCCGAGGAGCGGCCAGAAGACCUGCAGCUGCUGGACCAUGUGGACAGCGGCGAGGAAGUCUUGCCCAGGCAGCAGUACUUCAAACAGCACUGCAGUCAGCCUGAAGCCAGUCCAGAGAGCUCACAUUUUGAAAGGUCAAACCAAGCGUUGUCGGGCAGCGAGGAGGGUCUGGUGAGACUGAAGCAGCAGCAGGGUUCGGAUCCCAGCUCACAGUCCCGUGGGGCCGAGCAGCAGAGCGUGUUUCAGCAAAGUUCUGCAGCACAUGCUCUCAGCACAGAGACUGGGGGACAAGUGGAGAGGUUUGAAGCGGUUGGAACAGAGACAGCGAUUGACGAAGAAAUUCCUAAAAGCUACUUGCCACAGACGGUGAGACAAGGCGGCUACAUGCCGCAGUGAAAGUCUGGCUCCUGUACAACUUCAGCAGGCCCCAGGAAGAAAA
This is a messenger RNA of Acomys russatus (golden spiny mouse), 2812 nucleotides long. RefSeq names its product interleukin 6 cytokine family signal transducer (gene Il6st). Gene Ontology annotation, biological process: cytokine-mediated signaling pathway. The coding region runs from base 16 to 2769 and encodes 917 amino acids. The record is from RefSeq and is a predicted model, not a curated record. Gene Ontology annotation, cellular component: signaling receptor complex; external side of plasma membrane. Gene Ontology annotation, molecular function: cytokine binding; cytokine receptor activity. NCBI's taxonomy places the organism in Eukaryota, Metazoa, Chordata, Mammalia, Rodentia, Muridae. The transcript has 15 exons.